This is a messenger RNA of Aspergillus heteromorphus CBS 117.55, 1521 nucleotides long. Its product is annotated as putative MFS sugar transporter. NCBI's taxonomy places the organism in Eukaryota, Fungi, Ascomycota, Eurotiomycetes, Eurotiales, Aspergillaceae. Gene Ontology annotation, cellular component: membrane. Bases 1 to 1521 code for a protein of 506 amino acids. Gene Ontology annotation, molecular function: carbohydrate:proton symporter activity. The record is from RefSeq and is a predicted model, not a curated record. Gene Ontology annotation, biological process: transmembrane transport; carbohydrate transport. The transcript is spliced from 5 exons.
AUGUUUCGCUCGAAAAGAGCUUAUAAUUGGUUCAUUUCCCUCGUUGCAGCAGCAUGCAUGGUGCUUUACGGCUACGAUGCGUCCGUCUAUAACUCCGUCCAAGGCUCGGACAACUGGGUCGCCUACUUCAAUGACCCGGACGAGAGCAUGAUCGGUGGGAUCAACACGGCUUACACCGUGGGUGCAAUCUUUGGCGGUUUCUUCCUGGGUGGUCCCAUCGCCGACUUCCUGGGCCGCAAGAUUGGAAUGGCCAUCGGCUGUGUUCUUGUGGUUGCAGCGACAUUCAUGCAGUGUUGGGCACCUCGUGGGGAUAUUGCAUGCUUCCUUGCCGGAAGAUGCAUCAUCGGUAUUGGUCAGGGCAUCGCGUUGACCGCGGGCCCCAUCUACAUCGGAGAGCUCGCACCCCCGGAGAUCCGCGGAAAGAUCAUGACCUUCUGGCAGAUGUUUUACUCCGUAGGCUCCUUUAUCUGCUUCUGGGUGAACUAUGGAUGCACAAAGCACACAAAGCACCUUGGAGAGUGGGACUGGAAAUUGGUUAUCAUCUUCCAGCUCCUUGUCCCUAUAAUCAUUCUCGCCAUCUUGCCAACUAUUCCCGGCUCCCCAAGAUGGUACAUCCAACACGGCAACAACAUUGAAAAGGCGCGUGCAGCUUUGCUCCGCGUCCGAGAGUCCGAAGAAGAGGUUGAAGACGAGCUACUCCGAAUUCGCGAGGCUAUCGAGUACGAGAGAGAGGCCAUCUCCAGCAGCUACUCCGCUCUCUGGAAAGACAAGUCCCUCCGCAAGCGCAUGGCCCUGGCCCUGGUAAUCAACGCCGGCCAGCAAGUGAGCGGGCAAGGCACAUUGAACACAUACUCCACCAAGAUCUACGAGAAGGUGUUCACCAGCGCCAGCCAGAUUGCCCUCAUCAACGCCCUCAACGCCACUUUCGGUAUCAUCUUCACCCUGAACGCCGUCUGGUUCAUCGACCGAUUCGGCCGCAAAUUCCUCCUCAUCGUCGGUGGUAUCGGCAUGGGCGUCUGCAUGAUCAUCAUCUCGGCCGUCGAGACCGAAACGCCAUCACCAAACGGGGCAAAAACCACACCCGUCGGCAUAUCCAUCGUAUUCUUAUUCUUCCUCUUUAUCUUCUUCUACAAACCAUCCUGGGGUGCCACCGUCUGGAUCUGGACCUCGGAGGUCUUCUCGAUGAACGUCCGCGCCCAAGCCGUGGGUAUGGCCUCGCAGACCCAGAACGUCGCCAACGCCAUCGUCCAGCAGUUCUUCCCCACCUUCCUCAACAACUGCGGCUUCUACGCCUUCUACAUGUUCGCCGGCAUCAACUUCCUCCUCGCCCUGUUCACCUACUUCUUCAUUCCGGAGACGAAGAAGGUCCCGCUCGAGGAGAUCGAUGCGCUCUUUGGCGGUGCCAACCACGUCACCCGGGGUGAGGACCUCUUCGCUUCCGAGAAGCAGAUGCGGGUCACGCACCAGGAUGCCGACGUGGAGAAGCCCAAUUCUGUGACGGUUGAGAAUGCAGGGCGCUAA